Molecule: messenger RNA, 1023 nt
Organism: Carlito syrichta (Philippine tarsier)
Lineage: Eukaryota; Metazoa; Chordata; Mammalia; Primates; Tarsiidae
Product: aldo-keto reductase family 1 member C23-like protein
Exons: 9
Coding region: 1-1023 (340 amino acids)
Biological process (GO): steroid metabolic process
Cellular component (GO): cytosol
Molecular function (GO): ketosteroid monooxygenase activity; aldose reductase (NADPH) activity; steroid dehydrogenase activity
Source: RefSeq, a predicted model, not a curated record
AUGACGGAUCUGAGACCCAGUCACUCCGUGAAGCUGAAUGAUGGGCACUGCAUGCCAAAGCUGGGAUUUGGCACUUACACUACUGAAGACACCCCUAAGAGCAAGGCUGGCGAGGCCACCAGGGUGGCGAUUGACGUAGGUUUCUGUCACAUCGAUGCAGCGUGCUUCUAUCAAAACGAGGAGGAGGUCGGACAGGCCAUUCGCGAGAAGAUUGCGGACGGGACCGUGAAGAGAGAGGACAUCUUCUACACCACCAAGCUUUGGCAUACUUUCAUGCGACCAGAAUUGGUUCGACCAGCCCUGGAAAGGUCACUGAAGAAACUUGGCUUGGACUAUGUUGAUCUCUUCGUUAUUCACGAACCAUUUGCUAUGAAGCCUGGGGAGGAACUGCUGCCAAGGGAUGCCAAUGGAAAAUUCAUCUUUGAUACCGUGGACCUUUGUGACACUUGGGAGGCCCUGGAGAAGUGCAAAGACGAAGGUCUAACCAGGUCCAUCGGGGUGUCCAACUUCAACCACCAGCAGCUGGAACUGAUCCUGAGCGAGCCGGGGCUCAAGUACAAGCCCGUCUGCAACCAGGUGGAAUGUCAUCCUUACCUCAACCAGAGCAAACUCCUGGCAUUCUGCAAGCCCAAGGACAUUGUUCUAGUUGCCUACGGUACCCUGGGAUCCAGUAGAGACCCAAGGUGGGUGGAUAAGGACAGCCCACACCUCUUAGAGGACCCAGUCUUGAAAGCCAUCGCCAAGAAACACGGUCGAAGCCCAGGCCAGGUUGCUCUGCGCUUCCAGCUGCAGCGGGGGGUGGUGGUCCUGGCCAAGAGCUUCAAUGAGAAGAGAAUCAGAGAGAACUUCCAGGUUUUUGACUUUGAAUUGGCUCCAGAAGACAUGAAAGCCAUCGAAGGCCUCAACAGGAAUUUCCGAUAUCUUCCUUUAAAAUUUGUUACUGAUCACCCUAAUUAUCCAUUUUUUUUGAAGAAUAUUGACUGUGAGUUGCUACACAUCACUACCGGAAUUUCCUUCAUUUGA